This is a messenger RNA of Arachis duranensis, 663 nucleotides long. RefSeq lists its product as uncharacterized. Gene Ontology annotation, biological process: proteolysis. Bases 1 to 663 code for a protein of 220 amino acids. Gene Ontology annotation, molecular function: aspartic-type endopeptidase activity. NCBI's taxonomy places the organism in Eukaryota, Viridiplantae, Streptophyta, Magnoliopsida, Fabales, Fabaceae. The transcript has a single exon. The record is from RefSeq and is a predicted model, not a curated record.
AUGCUCCCAUACUCUCAAAGACUCAAGGGAGAGAACAAAGAGAAGCAAUACUCCAAAUUCUUGGAGAUAUUCAAGACACUACACAUCAACAUCCCUUUCAUUGAAGCACUUGAACAGAUACCCCUAUAUGCUAAGUUCAUGAAGGAAUUGUUGACAAAGAAAAGAUCCUUGAAAGAGGGAAAAACAGUUGUGAUGACCAGGGAGUGUAGUGCCAUCAUCCAAAGAGGCUUGCCAAGAAAGAAGAAGGAUCCAGGGAGCUUUCAUAUCCCCUGCACCAUAGGCGACAUGAUGAUUGAGAGAGUAUUUUGUGACCUUGGUGCAAGCAUAAAUAUGAUGCCUCUAUCCUUGAUGAAGAAGCUUCAGAUUCAUGAAUUAAAACCCACAAAGAUAGUCCUUCAAAUGGUGGACAAAUCCAUUCAGCAAGCACUUGGGGUUGUAGAGAAUGUAUUGGUAAAGGUGGACAAUUUUUUCCUCCCAGCUGACUUCAUCAUCCUAGACAUAAAGGAAGAUGACAACACUCCCAUUAUUCUAGGGAGACCUUUCUUAGCUAUUGCUAGGGCAUUGAUAGAUAUUGAAAAAGAAGAAUUAAUGCUAAGGAUGCAUGAAGAGCAUAUAAUGUUUCAUGUCUUCAAGAAUUUGCAAGAUUCCACCCAAGAGGAAUAG